AUGUCUUCCCUGAAAGAUGUCGAGGCGUCUCACGACGACCACAAGGAGGCUACCGCCUUGGAGAUGGACGAUGUCCUGCAGGAUCCCAAGGCAACUGCCGAGUUCAACGAGGCGGCUAUGGACGCUGAGAUUCAACAUCUGGAGGAACAGCUGCGCGAUGUGAAGUCCACCGGCCUGCUGUUUUCCUUCUCGAACCCUGCGUAUUUCACCUAUGUGCUGGUCGCCUUCGCCUCGCUGGGUGGUCUCCUCUCCGGCCUGGACCAGUCCCUGAUCAGUGGUGCCAACCUCAUGAUGCCUGGCUCCUUGCACCUGAAUGACGGGGAGCAGAGUCUGGUCAAUGCCGGCAUGCCCCUGGGUGCCGUGGGUGGUGCCCUCAUCCUGUCGCCGGCGAACGAAUACCUCGGUCGUCGCAUGGCUAUCAUUGUCUCCUGCAUUCUUUACACCAUCGGUGCCGGCUUGGAGGCUGGCGCAAUUAAUUUCGGUAUGAUGUUCGCCGGCCGUUUCGUCCUGGGAAUGGGCGUCGGUCUGGAGGGCGGUACGGUCCCUGUCUAUGUCGCGGAAUGUGUGCCGAGUAAGAUCCGUGGCAACCUGGUCUCGCUGUAUCAGCUGAACAUCGCCCUCGGCGAAGUCCUCGGCUACGCCGUCGCUGCCAUCUUCAUCGAUGUUCCCGGUAACUGGCGCUACAUUCUCGGCUCCUCUCUGGUCUUCUCGACCCUCCUCUUCAUCGGCAUGCUCUUCCUCCCCGAGAGUCCCCGUUUCCUGAUGCACAAGGGCAAGCCGGUGCAAGCGUACGCCGUGUGGAAGCGCAUCCGCGGUUUCGACACGCUGGAAGCCAAGGAUGAGUUCCUCGGCAUGCGGCAGGCCGUAGAGGCCGAGAACGAAGAACAGGCCAGGACGAAGAAGUUCGCCUGGAUGGACUUCUUCACCGAGCCGCGCGCCCGCCGCGCCAUGGUCUACGCCAAUGUGAUGGUCUUCCUGGGCCAGUUCACCGGCGUCAAUGCCAUCAUGUACUACAUGGGCGUUCUCAUGCAGAAGAUCGGCUUCGACGAGCGCAAGAGCGUCUUCAUGUCGCUAGUGGGCGGCGGCUCGCUGCUCAUCGGCACCAUCCCAGCCGUGAUGUACAUGGAAAAGUUCGGCCGGCGCUACUGGGCCAACGCCAUGCUGCCGGGCUUUUUUAUCGGCCUCGUGCUCGUCGGCGCCGGUUACACCAUCGAUUACAACGUCCACCCCGCCGCCGCCGAGGGCCUUUACCUCACCGGCAUCAUCCUCUACAUGGGCUUCUUCGGCUGCUACGCCUGCCUCACCUGGGUCAUCCCCGCCGAGGUCUUCCCGACCUACCUGCGCAGUUACGGCAUGACCACCGCCGACGCGAACCUCUUCCUCUGCUCGUUCAUCGUCACCUACAACUUCACCCGCAUGAUGAACUCUAUGACUCGUAUCGGUCUCACGCUGGGUUUUUACGGUGGUAUUGCGGCCAUCGGCUGGGUCUACCAGAUCCUGUUCAUGCCGGAGACGAAGAACAAGUCGCUCGAGGAAAUCGACGAGCUCUUCUCGCGUCCGACCUCGUCUAUUGUCCGCGAAAACGUCAAGCAGACGGCUGGCAUUAUCCGCGACCUCUCUCGCUUCCGUUUGAAGAAGGUUUUUAGCCCGGGUGCCUAG
Aspergillus terreus NIH2624 is the source of this 1659-nucleotide messenger RNA. RefSeq names its product putative MFS sugar transporter. Gene Ontology annotation, molecular function: myo-inositol:proton symporter activity. Bases 1 to 1659 code for a protein of 552 amino acids. Gene Ontology annotation, cellular component: membrane. Gene Ontology annotation, biological process: transmembrane transport. Lineage: Eukaryota; Fungi; Ascomycota; Eurotiomycetes; Eurotiales; Aspergillaceae. The record is from RefSeq and is a predicted model, not a curated record. The transcript has 2 exons.